Messenger RNA from Chlamydomonas reinhardtii, 2576 nucleotides. RefSeq lists its product as uncharacterized. Gene Ontology annotation, cellular component: Golgi apparatus. Gene Ontology annotation, molecular function: acetyltransferase activity. The coding region runs from base 237 to 1982 and encodes 581 amino acids. NCBI's taxonomy places the organism in Eukaryota, Viridiplantae, Chlorophyta, Chlorophyceae, Chlamydomonadales, Chlamydomonadaceae. The record is from RefSeq and is a predicted model, not a curated record. The transcript is spliced from 10 exons. Gene Ontology annotation, biological process: xylan biosynthetic process; xyloglucan metabolic process; plant-type secondary cell wall biogenesis.
UUACAGAAAGGGCAUGCUUAGGUGAUCCACAUAUACUAUGAAGGGAUAGCCCAACUAGCUCGAGUCGCGGAACUCUCCCGCCGGGCCGACUAGCGAGUCGUUGUUAUCUCGCUUAUACAAUACAAACAGGUGCGGGAUUGCUAGUAUAUCCUAUUCAUAGGACUAAAAUUUACUUUGAACUGGAGCGCCUAGCGUCGUUCAGCGCGAACUGUACACGAGCGGACUGGACGUAAAACAUGACGAUACUUACUAGCCCAAUCACCAGCGGGCAGGCCACCUUCCUGGUCGCGUUCGUGUGGUCGCUGCUGGCAUGGAUUGCAUCUGAGGUCCUCAACUGGCUGCAGUCUUUCAUUCCAACUAAGCCCGGGGAUGAGGAGCGGGACGACUCGGAAACGGGGAAGCUCCUCCCCACCACUGCCGCAGUGGGCGGCGGCGGUGCCGCCGCUGCGGUGACUGCUACAGUCUCCACCACCGCUGCCGCGCACCACGGCGCCAACGGCGCCGCACCCGCAGACGCGAAUGCCGCGGCGGCUGAGAAGCCGUUGCCGCCAGCCGUGCCUGCCAAGCCAGCCGCCAGUGUCGGGUUCGGUGUGCAUGGCAACAUGCUGACCAGCAUUGCGCACUCGGGUUUCGUGGACUGCCUGCUCAUGAAGCGCAAGGCGCUGCUGAAGCACCGCCUCACGCUUCGCACCACGGUGGAGUUCGGCGCGCUGAUGUGCUGGUACUUCCUGUGCGACCGCACGACGGUGUUCGGCGAGGGCGAGAAGAGCUACAGCCGCGACCUGUUCGUGUUCCUGUUUGUGAUCCUCACGUCGGUGGCGGUGGGCAGCAGCCUGCAGGCGUUCAAGAUGCCGCUGCUGCUCAACCGGCCGCAGACGGAGGAGUGGAAGGGCUGGAUGCAGGUGCUGUUCCUGCUGUACCACUACUUCGAGGCGCGUGAGGCGUACAACGCCAUCCGCAUCUUCAUUGCCGGUUACGUGUGGAUGACGGGAUUCGGCAACUUUUCUUACUACUACAAAACCGGGGACUUCUGCAUUGGCCGAUUCGCGCAGAUGAUGUGGCGCCUCAACUUCAUGGUGUUCUUCACGUGCGUGGUGCUCAACAACAGCUACAUGCUCUACUACAUCUGCCCCAUGCACACCAUCUUCACCGUCUUCGUUUACGCGGCGCUCGCCAUCGCGCCGCAGUACAACCAGAACAACUUCUGGUGCCUCAUGAAGAUCGCGGCUUGCUUCCUGUUCAUCUUCGUGACGUGGGACCUCAAGACCGUGUUCUAUGCCAUCUGGACCCCCUUCACCUUCCUCAUGGGCUACAACGACCCGCGCAAGCCCACCAAUGACGCGCUGCACGAGUGGUACUUCCGCUCCUCGCUGGACCGCUACAUCUGGAUCUACGGCAUGCUGUGCGCCUUCAUGCACCCGCCGGUUGCCGCGCUGCUCAAGUACAUCGAUGAGAUGCCCAUCGUCCGCCGCGUCACGGUGCGCUCGUUCAUCAUCUCGCUGUGCGGCGUGGCCGGCUACUUCUACUACGUGCACAUCUACUGCCUGCCCAAGCUGGAGUACAACCAGGUGCACCCCUACACCAGCUGGAUCCCCAUCACGCUGUGGAUCAUCCUGCGCAACAUGACGCCCUGGCUGCGUAUCCACCACCUGCGCCUGUACGGCUGGCUGGGCUGCGUCACGCUGGAGACCUACAUCAGCCAGUUCCACAUCUGGAUGAAGACGGUCAUCCCCGACGGCCAGCCCAAGAGCCUGCUGGUGUUCAUCCCCGGCUACCCGCUGCUCAACUUCGCGCUGGUGUCGGCAUUGUACAUCCUGAUCAGCCACCGGCUGUUCGAGCUGACCAACACGCUGAAGAACGCGGUGGUGCCGCACUCCAACGACUCGCUGCUGGCGCGCAACUGCGUCAUGAUGGCAGUCAUCGGCCUGGCGCUGUGGGCCGUGGUGGCACUCAUCUACAACCUGGUAGUGAUUGUGGAGUAACUUGAUAACGCAGCCCCAAAGUUGGUUAUUUGACGUGUGUGGUUUGACAGCAAGUGACGUGCGAUGGUGUGAUCUGACCGACGUGCAGGAGAAGGCGAGGUAUAGGCGAGCGUUGACAAUUGCUGACACGUGUGUGUGUACGGUAUGUAGUGUAUGACGUGGGGUUUGGCGGCGGCAGGACUUCGUAGCUCGACGGACUGGGGGGGCGCGCAACCGGCACGGUGUCAGCGACGGCAAGACGUGUCGAAGGUUAUGCUGGAAUAGCUCUGGCGACUCGCUCUAGACAAUGACGGCUGAAUCUUACGUGUUUGACAGUCACUUAGUUAGUGCAGGAUUAGUGCACAAGAAGUGCACAGUGGCUAUGGGUUGGAGGCACGACCAGUGCAGGUGGAUAUUGCGGGCUAUCUGAGUUGCAUGCCCUGGGCUGCCGGUAUGACUACAGCGUGUGAGCCUGAUUGUAUGGCCAAGCGCGUGAAAGCGUCUUUAAACGGGUAUGUUGAACGCGGCCUGGGCUUGCGAAGGCCAGGAGACACCAAGCGAAAUGAGUCACAAUGCGUCGACUCAUGUUCACGCCUUAAACGCAAAGCGCUACCC